Messenger RNA from Rhizophagus irregularis DAOM 181602=DAOM 197198, 252 nucleotides. The record is from RefSeq and is a predicted model, not a curated record. NCBI's taxonomy places the organism in Eukaryota, Fungi, Glomeromycota, Glomeromycetes, Glomerales, Glomeraceae.
CUCGGGAGGAAAAGGAGGAACACGGAAGUAGAAAAGAGUAAAUUAGUAUACUUUAUUGAUCCAACGGAAUCGAGUGGACCACUUUAUGCCAUGAUUCAGAAAGGAGAAUUUGUAGCUUUAUAUGGUGCACGGGCUUCCGGGAAGUCUACACGAGUGGAUCAAGCUAAGAUUGAGUUGGAAAGCAAAGGCUAUGUUUGCAUUUAGAGUAUAUCUUUUGAAGGAGUAAAUAUGGAUACCAUAGACACAUUCUGG